Molecule: messenger RNA, 981 nt
Organism: Ananas comosus (pineapple)
Lineage: Eukaryota; Viridiplantae; Streptophyta; Magnoliopsida; Poales; Bromeliaceae
Product: ubiquitin-conjugating enzyme E2 4
Exons: 6
Coding region: 280-831 (183 amino acids)
Biological process (GO): protein polyubiquitination; ubiquitin-dependent protein catabolic process
Cellular component (GO): nucleus
Molecular function (GO): ubiquitin conjugating enzyme activity
Source: RefSeq, a predicted model, not a curated record
AAAACUUUAGAAUGUGUCUGGAGAGAACUGCCUCUUUAAGCGUUUCUUUCCCUUGUCAUUUUUUUUUCUUUCCCAAUCCCUUUUCUCAUCAGCAGCAGCAGUGCCUCAAAAAGGAGAGAAAGAGAGAAGAAGAAAGAGAAAAAGGGAAGAGCAAGAAAAGAAUUUUUCUUCUUUUUCUUUUCUUUUUUUUUUUUUUUUUCUUUCUUUUAGAGCUCAAAAUCUCUUCCUUCGCUUCUCAAAAGCUCUCUAUCUCAGAGCUGAAAUUUACGAGAUUUAAACAUGUCUUCUCCUAGCAAACGCCGCGAGAUGGAUCUCAUGAAACUGAUGAUGAGUGAUUAUAAGGUGGAGAUGGUGAAUGAUGGGAUGCAAGAGUUUUAUGUGGAUUUCCAUGGGCCAAAUGGAAGUCUUUACCAAGGUGGUGUUUGGAGGAUUAGAGUAGAAUUGCCUGAUGCUUAUCCCUACAAAUCUCCGUCCAUCGGCUUCGUCAAUAAGAUUUAUCAUCCGAAUGUCGAUGAAAUGUCUGGUUCGGUAUGUUUGGAUGUCAUCAACCAAACCUGGAGCCCGAUGUUUGAUCUUGUCAAUGUAUUCGAGGUCUUCCUUCCGCAACUUCUGUUAUAUCCUAAUGCUUCCGACCCAUUGAACGGAGAGGCUGCUGCGCUGAUGAUGCGUGAUCGUCCUGCUUACGAACAAAAAGUGAAAGAAUACUGUGAAAAGUAUGCAAAACCUGAGGAAGUCGGCGCUCCUUCGGACGACAAAUCCAGCGAGGAGGAGCUCUCGGAAGAUGAGUACGACUCCAGUGACGAGACGGUGGUGGGGAAGCCGGAUCUGUAGCGGCAGCAUAGUUUCAGUUCAGUUUGUUGCAAUUCGUGCUAUACAUGUUUAAAGUUGUUGUUCUAAAAUGAAGCUAACUAUCCUUCAUCAAUAACUGCCAUAGUAAAUAAGUGUGCUUUGAUGUUAUGAGUAUAUACUUUUCUUAUCUAA